This is a messenger RNA of Postia placenta MAD-698-R-SB12, 273 nucleotides long. RefSeq lists its product as hypothetical. The coding region runs from base 1 to 273 and encodes 90 amino acids. The transcript is spliced from 3 exons. Lineage: Eukaryota; Fungi; Basidiomycota; Agaricomycetes; Polyporales; Adustoporiaceae. The record is from RefSeq and is a predicted model, not a curated record.
AUGCAGUCGCAACAGAAAUUUGCUAGACUGUUCCAGGAGAAGCCUGAACUACAGCAGCUCGUGCUGGACCUGAAGAGCGCGUUGGAGAAGGAAGGGGUGGAUGUACAGGGGAACGCCAUGCCCUCUAAGCUUGAGAUCUUCAAGAUCAUUAUGAAGCCCAAUGUUCGGGAUGCGGUCAUGAAGGUGUCUGCGGCGUUCCAGGAGGCAGGCAUUAACCCCAAGGAAAUGAUGGAAGAGCUCAUGGCCAUGCAGAAAUAUCUCGGAUCCAAAUAA